CAUUUAUCAUUACGAUUCCGGCCAAAAAGUGUGUCUGCUUCAAGAUCUGCUGUUUGAUCGUUAUUGCCACUUCGCCAAUAUUUGAUCAAACAGUAAACACUGACGAGUUUUCCUUCUUUCAUAAGCUGCCUCUCAUCUUUUCUUCAAUCCAACACAAAGCAGCGCAAUCAAACUAUUACAAGUAACUACUAUUUUUCUACUCUACAGGAGUAGUAUAAUAUUACUGUGUUUGCUUUUGCUUGUUAGAUUAUUCUUGUUGGUUCCAUAAUCUGUGAUCAAAUCAUACCUAUUCCCUUUCCGAAUACACUUCUAAUUUAUUUUUAUUCAAUUUAGGACUCCCAUUUUUCCUAUUUUUCUCAAAUUUGAAGUGUAUUGUUAAAGUUCUAUUUAAUGAUCUGCGUUGAGAGUUGAAUAGUUUGUGGGUUUUAAAUGAUUAUGUUAUGUGGUGAGAUAUGAGAGUUAGGGUUAUUGCAAAAUGGGGUGUGUAUUAGGGAAACGGAUUUCAUCGUCUGAGCGAGCCAGCGGUGUAGCUGGUAAAGGGGAAGACAGAGAUUCUGGGAGGAGAGAUAGAGUAGUUGUUGGAUCAGUAGGAGAGGCUGUUAGUGUUGUUGUUGUUGGUGGUGGAAGUCAAGUUCCGAAUGGACGGGAUGAGAAUGAUGAGAGGAAGGGAGAGAAUGCUCGGCAGCCUAGAGGCGAGAGGAGACGCCCUAGGCCGAAUCCGAGGCUGAGCAAUCCUCCUAAGAAUAUCCAUGGUGAGCAAGUGGCUGCUGGAUGGCCUUCUUGGCUAUCUGCUGUGGCAGGUGAGGCGAUCAAUGGGUGGACGCCUCGUCGCGCUGAUUCAUUUGUAAAGAUUGAUAAGAUUGGGCAAGGUACUUAUAGCAAUGUGUAUAAAGCUAAAGAUGCCAUAACGGGGAAAGUUGUAGCUCUAAAAAAGGUUAGAUUCGAUAAUUUAGAGCCCGAGAGUGUGAGGUUCAUGGCUAGGGAGAUUUUGAUCCUGCGCCGCCUGGAUCAUCCCAAUGUGGUGAAGCUGCAAGGAUUAGCGACAUCAAGGAUGUCGUGUAGUUUGUAUCUUGUUUUUGAUUAUAUGGAGCAUGAUCUAGCCGGUCUUGUUGCAAGCCCCGGAAUUAAGUUUACAGAACCUCAGAUCAAGUGCUACAUGAACCAGCUAUUGUCCGGCCUUGAACACUGUCACAACCGCCACGUCCUGCAUAGAGAUAUUAAGGGUUCGAAUCUCCUCAUUGAUGAUGGAGGAGUUCUUAAGAUAGCUGAUUUUGGAUUGGCUUCCACCUUUGAUCCCAAUAGCAAGCAGCACAUGACAAGCCGUGUGGUCACUCUGUGGUAUAGGCCGCCCGAGCUGCUUCUUGGGGCCACCCAUUAUGGAGCAGGUAUUGAUUUGUGGAGUGCCGGCUGCAUUUUAGCUGAGCUAUUUGCCGGGAAGCCAAUUAUAACUGGCCGGACAGAGGUGGAACAACUUCACAGGAUCUUCAAGCUAUGCGGUUCUCCAUCUGAAGAAUAUUGGAAGAAGUCGAAGCUUCCUCAUGCGACCACAUUCAAACCGCAGCAGUCGUACAAAAGAUGCAUAAGGGAGACGUUUAAGGAUUUCCCUCAGUCAGCAUUGUCUUUAAUAGAUACUCUACUGGCAAUUGAUCCGAGCGAACGUCAAACAGCUACAGCUGCUCUAAAGAGUGAAUUUUUCACAGCCAAGCCUUAUGCAUGUGAGCCUUCCAGCCUUCCAAAGUACCCACCGAGUAAGGAGAUGGAUGCUAGGCGCCGUGAUGAAGAAGCUCGAAGGCUGCGAGCUGCUGGUAAAACUCAAGCUGACACAGCAAAGAAACCUCGGGCACGUGAAAGGGCAAUACGGGGUGCUCCUGCUCCCGAAGCCAAUGCUGAGCUCCAGGCUAAUAUUGAUAGACGGCGUCUGAUUUCCUACGCCAAUGCAAAGAGCAAGAGCGAGAAGUUCCCCCCUCCGCACCAAGAUGGAGGACUUGGCUACCCUGUGGGGACAUCUCAGCACCUCAAUCCGACCUAUGAUCCUCCCGGCAUACCCUUCAGCUCAACUAAUUUCUCUUACCCUAAAGACCAAAUGCAGACUUGGUCUGGCCCAUUGGCCGAUCCUGCUGCCAUGGGAGCCCCAAGAAGGAGGUCGAAACCGACUAAGAAGGAUAGCAGGAAAGACGAUAAUUAGAGUGUGGGAAUAAGGAGAGAUGACUUGUAAUGUAGCUCACACACUCUCACUCUCUCCUCGCAUACAAGAAGUUGUGUUAUACUAUAUUCUUUGGCGGGAAAUAUGUCCAAUUUAAGAGGCACUUUCAUCUGUUUUGGUGCUGUCGUUUCUUUUUUGAAAAAACAAGAAAGUUUAAUUUUGCAUUUCUUUGUUAAAAUUUUCUUUUUAUCCUUUUUUAAUUCAUCAAGUGUAGUUUCUUUGUCUGAAACUUUUGCAACAUCGCAUUUCUUGAUGAGGAAAUUAAUACUAGCAUUCCUACUUGUUUA
Salvia hispanica is the source of this 2490-nucleotide messenger RNA. Its product is annotated as putative serine/threonine-protein kinase At1g54610. NCBI's taxonomy places the organism in Eukaryota, Viridiplantae, Streptophyta, Magnoliopsida, Lamiales, Lamiaceae. Gene Ontology annotation, molecular function: RNA polymerase II CTD heptapeptide repeat kinase activity; ATP binding. Gene Ontology annotation, biological process: protein phosphorylation; positive regulation of transcription elongation by RNA polymerase II. Gene Ontology annotation, cellular component: nucleus; cyclin-dependent protein kinase holoenzyme complex. The record is from RefSeq and is a predicted model, not a curated record.